AUGCUCAAAGGAGGCCAGACGAUUGGGAAACGAUGUCCUAGUUUGCUUAGGAGGCUUUGUACUUCUUCCCCCAACUCCUUCCAAGCCCUCAAGCCCAAGCCCUUGCGACCGGUAUCGACGAAGCGACACGAAAUUAGGGAGGAGAAUGUCACGCAGCGGGAGGGUCAAGCGAGGGCGACAGCGGUGCAGCGAGUCAAGCGAAACGAGCUGGGAGUGCAGUUACUCUCGCGAAAGCUGCACGAGCAGGUUUUCAAGAACGUCUCGUUCCCCUCUCCACCAGAGUCCUUCGUCAAUAUCGCAAGAGAGCAUAUCAAGUCCCAUGGCCUCGACCCGACCCAAGGGUCUGUUCUGCCCGACGUCGGAUUCGAUUUACCCGCAUUACAGGGCCCCUCGCUCCUCCACCAUUUCCACAACAUUGGCUCCGACAUGGCGCAGCCGUGGUUGUCACUUGCCCAGGAUUUUGCCGACGCGACUCUGCCGCCCUUGCCAGAGCAGUGGGAUAUCCAGGCAGGCUGGACGAAGUACCACUAUCUCGAAGACGGAUCGAGCUACAGCGAACACGUCGAAUACCCAGCUCACGAGACGAUGCUCGCGUUCGAUGUCGAGACGCUGCCGAACGAGCACUCGUACGCUAUCAUGGCCUGCGCGGCUUCACCCAAUGCCUGGUACGCGUGGAUAUCCCCAUGGCUACUCGGCCAGACGGACGAUCCUCGACAGCUGGUGUCCAUGGGGGACAGAGACAUCGCACGUGUGGUCGUCGGACACAACGUCUCAUAUGACCGCGCGCGGAUCCUUGAGGAGUACGACUUGGCGCCGACGAAGACGCGGUUCCUUGACACGAUGGCCCUGCAUGUCGCUGUCAAAGGGAUCUCGUCGAACCAGCGCCCCGCCUGGGUGAGGCACAAGAAGUCAAAGGAGACGGAGCAGACGCAGAAAGAGGAGGCGCAGGAGACGCUGCUGGAGAUGCUAGCGAAGUGCGACGAUGAAUUGCAGUCGCCUCAGGAUACCCAGCGCGAAUCAGAGCUGCAGCAACUACGUGUGGAGCUCUCUGAGAGCUUAUGGACUUCAGUUGAGACGGACGGUGAGACGGACUCCAAACGAUGGGAAGACAUUACAUCCGCUAAUUCACUUGCGGAUGUCGCAAAACUCCACUGCGGCAUUCAAAUGGACAAGGAAAUCCGAAACGACUUCAUGAAGCUCGAUCGUGCGGCAAUUCUCGCCGGUCUUACGGACUAUCUAACGUAUUGCGCCACCGACGUCCAUGUCACCCAUUCGGUGUUCGAGCGUGUUUUGCCUGCGUUCCUUCACUCAUGUCCUCAUCCAGUGUCAUUUGCGGGCAUCCUCACCAUGGGUAGCAGCUUCCUCUGUGUUAAUGAAGAAUGGGAGAAAUACAUCGAACGCGCCGAAUCGGUGUAUCAAGGUAUGGCGGAAAGCGUGAAGGCGAAACUUAAGCUUCUAGCGGAAGAAGCCAGAAGGCUGAUGCGACCUGAAGGAGGGGGCGAAUGGGAGUCCGAUCCUUGGUUGAGUCAGCUAGAUUGGACACCUAAAGUACCCAAGAAGUCGCGAGGCAUAAUACCUGCUGCAGUCGCAGAUGUUGAGGUCAAGCCGGUUCCCAAAGCCCCUAGUACCAAAGCACACACAUCAGAAGAACCACGUUUCAUCACUGUCCCUACUUGGUAUGCAAAGCUACGCAAAAGCCCUCUACUAUCCGGCCCAAUCAAGACGAGAAUGCUUCCCCUACUAUUGAAACUCGAAUACGAUGGACAUCCCUUAGUUUCCUCUAAAACCGAGUCGUGGCAUUAUAUUGAAAACGACGAGGUGAAACGGCUCCCCACUGCUGUUAACACUAAGAUUCAUACCAUCAUGUCGCCGAAACAUCUCAUUCCUGCGCUAGAGAGCGGGCGGUUGACGUCAAAAGACCCGGAGCUUGCCACCGCCCUUUCGCUCGACAAGGACCCGGAUCUGGAAGCCCGAGUCUUGGAGUACGCGCAACGUAUCUUAGACGAAUACAGCACGACCGGAAAGGAUGACCCAUCCCUUUCGCUCCUCGAUUGGAAGCUCGUUGAGAUACCGGAUGACCUUGCUUAUACUCCCCCGAAGAAACACGGAAGGGCGGCCAGCACGAAGGUCAAAGCGCCGAAGUAUGUCGAAGUGUGGCCGAAGUGGUACUGGGACGCUACGGCCCCGCAGAAAGGCUUACCUCCAGGGACCCUUGAUAUCACUACUCGCUCCCACCUUGCGCCAAUACUCUUACGACUUUCCUGGUUGGGUCAUCCCCUCUUUAAAUCUCGAGAGCACGGCUGGACAUUCCGCGUCCCGUCGAACGGCAAAUUCACUACUCGAUCUUCACCGUUGACAUUCUACGACCCCGCGGACGAUACCCUCGCGGAAAUGGCACUGAGGGGCGGAUAUGUUUUCUACAAACUGCCUCAUAAGGACGGAGAUAAAGCUAACGUUGGUAAUCCUCUGUCCAAGCCCUUUAUGAAGUUCGCGCAGGACGGAACAUUGAAGAGUCCCGAUAAGACCGCGACGGAAGCCUUGGAUAUGAACGCGCAAUGUAGUUAUUGGAUCAGUGCUCGAGAUCGCGUUCUGGGCCAGAUGGUUGUUUGGCAAGACGACAAACGAACGCUGGGAGUUGCAGACAAGCCGAGUGAGGAUAAGAAGUGGGGAAUCAUCCUACCUCAGAUGAUCACGAUGGGCACCGUUACUCGGAGGGCAAUCGAGAAGACGUGGCUCACUGCCAGUAAUGCUAAGAAGAAUCGCGUUGGAUCAGAGCUCAAGGCUAUGGUCCGUGCUCCCCCAGGCUAUGCUAUCGUUGGCGCGGACGUCGAUUCGGAGGAACUGUGGAUAUCUAGCUGCAUGGGCGACGCUCAAUUCGGGUUGCACGGAGCGACAGCUCUGGGCUGGAUGACGCUUGAAGGCACGAAGGCCUCCGGAACAGAUCUUCAUAGCAAGACAGCCAAUAUCCUCGGUAUCUCUCGCGAUGACGCCAAAGUCUUCAACUACUCGCGCAUUUAUGGUGCCGGUAUGCGACACGCUAUCCUCCUUCUCCUGCAAUCAAACGCCGGUAUGCUACCUGAACAAGCACAGAAGCUCGCUGAGAAUCUAUACGCAUCGACGAAAGGCAAGAAUACUCAUCGUAACGAUAUCUUCGGACGCAAAUUCUGGUUUGGAGGGACGGAAAGCUUUGUGUUCAACAAGCUCGAAGAAAUUGCGCUAUCAGACUCGCCUGAGACCCCUGCCCUUGGAUGCGGCGUUACCCAUGCGCUGUCUAAGAAAUACCUUCCCCCCGACUUUGGCUCCGAUUAUAUGCCUUCACGAAUCAACUGGGUAGUUCAAUCGUCUGGCGUGGAUUACCUUCAUCUCCUCAUCGUUUCAAUGGACCAUCUCAUCCGCCGUUACAACCUUCAAGCCCGUUUCCUCAUAUCCGUGCAUGACGAGCUGCGAUACUUGGUGAAGGAAGAGGACAAAUACCGAGUCGCUUUGGCCCUUCAGGUGGCGAACCUGUGGACAAGAAGUAUGUUCGCCGUGAAGCUAGGCAUGGACGAUCUUCCCCAGAGUGUGGCUUUCUUCUCCGCCGUUGACAUCGAUCAUGUUUUACGCAAAGAAGUCGACUUGCCCUGCGUAACGCCGUCGCAACCCACCCCCAUCUCACCUGGAGAAAGCCUAGAUAUAUUGAAAGUGCUGGAAAAAACUGAUGGGGGGUCGUUCUUGCGAGAAGAAAAAUCAUCAUCUAUGCAAGGAGGCAACAUGCCAUCAACACCUGCAGCUUUCGUUCAGCCCGAUUGUCUCGUACACCGCGCCCCUUCCGCUGCGUUCUUGCAAGCCCAGUCUACAAAUGAUUUCGAGGAGAUCAAAUACCUUUCCGGACAGUCCUCCGGAAAGAUAGUCACUGGUGGCAUAGGAGGCGGCAGCCGUCCGGAAAGGCAGCGACGCCGUCGCGCACCCAUCGGUGCAGGUGGGAGCAUAGACGCUGACCAGGAAAUCGUUCGUUGCCAAGAUUUGGAGCAUUCGUCUUAG
Pleurotus ostreatus (oyster mushroom) is the source of this 4020-nucleotide messenger RNA. It is a transcript of the gene MIP1, whose product is annotated as DNA-directed DNA polymerase gamma mip1. The coding region runs from base 1 to 4020 and encodes 1339 amino acids. Gene Ontology annotation, cellular component: mitochondrion; gamma DNA polymerase complex. Gene Ontology annotation, molecular function: DNA binding; DNA-directed DNA polymerase activity; 3'-5' exonuclease activity. The transcript has 3 exons. Gene Ontology annotation, biological process: mitochondrial DNA replication. The record is from RefSeq and is a predicted model, not a curated record. Lineage: Eukaryota; Fungi; Basidiomycota; Agaricomycetes; Agaricales; Pleurotaceae.